AGACCAAAUAUAUAAAAUAUACGACAAUAAGAGAAGAUAUGAGAAAAUAUAUUCUAGAAUUUUAAAGUGGUAUUUAAUCUUGUAAGUGUAUCUGCAACCAAAUCAGUUUCUUCUCCUGAGUCAGUCGUGGAAUAAACCAGCUCUUAAAUCCACAUGAAUAUAUGUGAGAUUGUGCAGUUUGCUACAGAUGCGGGUUGUGAGCUCUGACUGGUGAUUCUGAAGGCCUUAUGGCAGAUUCCUUUGACCCUGGAAACACGUGCUGGGACGCUGAAAUCUGAUUGGAUAGAAACUCUAACAUGAUCGUACACUAGCUGAAGCAGUGCAACCAAGAAAAAAGCUAUUUAAUGAAGAUAAUAGACUACUAAAAUAAUUUGAUACAUACUCAUGGACAAAAAUAUAUUAAAGCAUAACUCAAGAUUCUGAAUUGUUGAACCUGUACGGAUCUUCAGGUGUCCCUGAGGAGGAACCCUUUAAUAUUCCAUGUAGAUUUUUAAACCUGAGAGUUUCCUACCAGGAUGAACCAUUUCCCUGUGUGUGUGUGUGUGUGUGUGUGUGUGUGUGUGUGUGUGUGUAUGUGUGUGAGGGAAGUCUUUGUGAGUGUUGAGGCAUUACAGGGGGAUUAUGGGAGUUCAACCAGCUCAUUUAUGCUGCACACUUCAUUACCCUCAGAGCAGAGCAGAGUGGAUUACAGCAGGACAGACUAAUGCACACCCAAAUCUCUGUUUAAAUAUCUGUUUUAUUUCACACACACACACACACACACACACUCACACAGAGCAUCACAUCUCUGUCCCAGACUGGAGCAUGACCUGACUGCUUCUCGUCACCAGUCUACACACUUCUUUCAUCUUAUUUUUGUGAUUUGAGACGCAGCCAGCUGAAACCCUCGCCACCAGGAACUCAGGGAGUGAGAUGACCCCAAGGGAUCAGCUGAGGAAAAUGACAGCGUUAGGAGAGCAGGAUGAUAAACACUGGUACAGACUUGUUAAUAGCAUGUCUGUUGGAGAACUGAGACAGAGGCAGGAGAUGAUGAUGAGGAACCCGAUGGCUUUGAACCCACAGGUUCUUACUCAGGCACAGCAGAGACUGCAGCUGGAGCCACGCUUCAUCGACAGGGAUCUGGUCCCUCCCAGUGAUAUUGUCUCGUCGUCGGAGCCCCGUCCCCUGGCCCCCCCGCUGCCCCCCCACUCCACCGUCCUCACAGGAAGAAGCUUCAGUUCAGCAGGAGGUUAUGGUUUCCUUCCACCAGAAUCCAUGGAAACGGUUGCAAGGCGACAAGAGAUCAUCCACAAGCAGAACAUGGCCAGGAUGGAGAUGAACGCCAUUCUGCAGCAGAAGGAACUGGAGAACCAGCAGAAGACCUUACUGACCAACAUGGAGAACCCGCUGGUGUACCAGCACCUGAUGCAUCCCAGUACUGCCGUGUUCCGGGGACGCCAUCGCCUCCACGACAGCAACGAAGUCUUCGACCUCCACGCCAACAGCUUCCUGAUGUCUGGUCCUUACCCACCAAUCAGUACUCUGCAGAGAGAGAAGGGGCGGCGCCCUGGCAGGAGAGCAGCCAAUCAGAGGUUUUCAGACAGCAGCACUGCGUUUCAGACAGAGAGGAACCAGACGGAGGAGAAGAGCGUAGACGAGAGUCCUGGAGGAGCUUCAGGAGAGGAAAAGGAACCUGAACCAGAGGGUAGAAUGGAGCCCUGUAGUGAAGCUAAUGCUAAUGCUAAACAUCAGCAGGCUAAAGUGGAGCUAACAGGAAUGAAAAGAAACGGAGAGCAGAGUAAAAUAUGUGUCACUCACACAGACACCGCAAACAUCAGCGUUGCCAACGGAGACAAGGACAUGGACAAGUUUCUGUUCCCGCCCACCACAGCGCUCCCAGCGUUCCCCUACAUGUUCCCCCUGGGAGGAAACACACUACUGCCCCCUGCACAUGCUAAUAUGUUCCUGAACACAGAUGAGAUCUCCACCAUGGAGGAUCUUCGCAAGUGGGGGGUUGAUGAUGUGUACAACUUUAUCAGAAACAUUCCCAGCUGUUCUGAACAUGCUCAGAUGUUUAAAGAUCACAUGAUCGAUGGAGAAACUUUACCGCUGCUUACAGAGGAUCAUCUACUGGACACGCUGGGGCUAAAGCUCGGGCCUGCUCUCAAAAUACGCUCUCAGGUGUUAAGACGGAUGGGCGGAGCUCUUUGCAUGACAGCCCCGCCCCUUCAGCCAACGCUGGAGAAACACGUGGAACGGUCACGUGACCUCAUUUCCCCUCUGCCCUGCAGCACAGAAUUACCCCCAAGCCCCGGGGUGGGUGAGUGUGAGGCUCUUAGACCUCCUGCUGGGGACACGCCCACGCCCACUUCCACAAACAACACUACUGCCUGAAGGGGGCGCUGUUUAAUCCCCACCCGUACACACACAUACAAUACACACACUGAGCUUUUAAUUAUUGCUUUACUCACACCGGCAUCAAGCUGUGUUUUAUUCUGUCUCUGUCUCAGAUCAUUAGUUGUAGCUGCUGAGGGAGAUAAUAAUAAUAAUAAUAAUAAUAAUAAUAAAAACAGUAAUAGUUUAACUCAGGUUUUUGGAGUGUUUAGGUUUUCAGUAAUUUGGUAAAAAUUGUUAGCUGCAUUUUUGUUUUUGUUUACAAGUCAUUAAUAAUUGAUUUCAGUGUGUAUUUGUAAAUAUAAACUUUUUAACAUUAUUACGUGAUUAUUAUCCCGUCUUUUUAAAAUCUCUGAAUAAAAGCGUCUCUGAUGAUCCUCG
Molecule: messenger RNA, 2754 nt
Organism: Silurus meridionalis
Lineage: Eukaryota; Metazoa; Chordata; Actinopteri; Siluriformes; Siluridae
Gene: samd7
Product: sterile alpha motif domain containing 7
Exons: 9
Coding region: 913-2373 (486 amino acids)
Molecular function (GO): protein binding
Source: RefSeq, a predicted model, not a curated record